CUCGGUUUUUACCCUCAGAACAAACGACCAAAGACAGACAUAUCUGGCUGCUGCAUGGACUACACGUCGAAGGCCGUAUUGUCAUUGAUGCCGGUGCGCACCGUGCCAUAUGUCGCGUGAACAAGGCUGGCUUGCUGCCUGCGGGUGUUUUGCGGGUGGAAGGUCAUUUUGCUGCUCAGCAGGCCGUUUCACUGUGUACGGAGCAGGCGGACGGGUCGCUGCAUGAGGUGGCUCGGGCUCUGAGCAACUAUGCUGCGAGUGAAGUUGAGCGGAUCAAGGGCCACCAGAGCAGCGAGGUGGUCGGGCUGCUUGGAUAUGCGGACACGGAAUAUGUCUGCCACAGAGACAACAUAGCCUUCCUCUAGACAACCUACUUAUUGCAAGAGGCAAUGAGCGUGUACAAUCCAGAGAGCGUCAGAGACGUCGCAGAGUCUCUCGGCAUACCCCAUGUCGCAGAGGAAGUCUGCCGCACACUUGCACAGGACGUCGAGUAUCGCAUCCACGCCAUCAUCCAGGAAGCAACCAAGUUUAUGCGCCAUGCGAAACGGACAACCUUGCGCGUCUCAGACAUUGAUCAUGCGCUGCGAGCUCUCAAUGUUGAGCCAGUCUAUGGCUUUGCGGCGCAUAACCCCAUCAAAUACAGGGAAGCGCCCAUUGCAGCGGGUCAACCACCGCUGUACUAUGUCGAGGACGAGGAGAUUGAGUUUGAGAAGCUGAUGCAGAUGCCGCUGCCUAAAGUACCGAGAGAGGUCGCGUAUACUGCGCACUGGCUUGCCGUCGAGGGUGUCCAGCCAGCGAUACCUCAGAACCCUGCGCCGCAAGAAGUCGCGACCCAGGAAGAGACAGAGGCUGCAACGACAGAGGUCAAGCCGCUCGUCAAGCAUGUUCUAUCGAAGGAACUACUGCUCUAUUUCGAACGCAUUAGUAAAGCAUUGUUGGAUGAAGACAAUGAGACGAUGCGACAGGCGGCAUUGGCAUCCUUACGCAGUGACCCAGGCUUGCACCAGCUCUUGCCCUACAUCAUUCAAUUCAUUGCGGAAAAGGUCACGCAUAAUCUACGCAACCUGUUUGUGCUCGAGACGAUGAUGCGUGUUGCUGCGGCCGUCCUUGAGAAUGCAAAUCUCUUUGUUGAGCCAUAUAUUCAUGGCUUGAUCCCUUCGUUGCUCACUUGCAUUGUUGCAAAGAAGCUAGGGAGCGGCACAGACGAUCACUACAGUCUGCGUGACUUGGCCGCUUCGAUUCUGGGUGCGCUAUGUGAUCGUUUUGGAGAAUCAUUUACGUCGCUCAAGCCAAGAGUCACCAAGACAUUGCUCAGGGCAUUCCUCGAUAACAAGAAGCCACUUACGACACAAUACGGCGCUAUUCGAGGCUUGACGCGUAUGGGUCCAGAAGUUGUGCGUGUCUUGGUCUUGCCCAAUACCAAGAUUUACGAGCUUGUGCUCCAGCCAGAAUUGAAGGAAGGCAAAGAAGAGGCGAAGAAGUGUCUUGAGGCGCUACAGGAGGCCAUUGAGACGAUCGCAGAAGAGCAAGUGGGACAGGUGGCGAUACCAGAUGAUGUACGCGAUGUGCUCAAUGAGCGUGUGGGCGUGCUUCUCACUGACUAUGUCCUUGCAAAGCAGGAUGACCGGCUGGUCCGCGUCUUGCUCUCGACAUGAGGAAGGCAUCGCUUAGC
Protomyces lactucae-debilis is the source of this 1672-nucleotide messenger RNA. Its product is annotated as transcription initiation factor TFIID subunit 6. Gene Ontology annotation, biological process: transcription initiation at RNA polymerase II promoter; RNA polymerase II preinitiation complex assembly. NCBI's taxonomy places the organism in Eukaryota, Fungi, Ascomycota, Taphrinomycetes, Taphrinales, Protomycetaceae. Gene Ontology annotation, cellular component: SLIK (SAGA-like) complex; transcription factor TFIID complex; SAGA complex. The coding region runs from base 390 to 1655 and encodes 421 amino acids. The transcript has a single exon. The record is from RefSeq and is a predicted model, not a curated record. Gene Ontology annotation, molecular function: transcription coactivator activity; RNA polymerase II general transcription initiation factor activity; protein heterodimerization activity.